Messenger RNA from Ixodes scapularis (black-legged tick), 1495 nucleotides. Its product is annotated as galactose-3-O-sulfotransferase 4-like. Gene Ontology annotation, molecular function: galactosylceramide sulfotransferase activity. The record is from RefSeq and is a predicted model, not a curated record. The coding region runs from base 1 to 1134 and encodes 377 amino acids. Lineage: Eukaryota; Metazoa; Arthropoda; Arachnida; Ixodida; Ixodidae. Gene Ontology annotation, biological process: glycolipid biosynthetic process. Gene Ontology annotation, cellular component: membrane. The transcript has 3 exons.
AUGAAGAAGAUGAAGCUGUGGCCACUGUUCUUCACAACCUCUUUUGCAAGCUUGCUGGCAAUGGUAUUUUUCCAUCAUCAUUUAAACCGCUGCGUGCCCAGUGAUCUCCACCUGACUGGCUAUGAACGCUGCACCCCCAAGAAGAACAUAGUGUUCCUCAAGCUGCACAAAUGUGCCGGCUCUUCUGUCUUCAACCUACUGAUGCGACAGGCGGAGGAGCGCAACCUCCUGUUGGCACUUCCCACCGCAAACAGCCACCUCCUGGGCUAUCCUCGACUGUUCAACCCCAGGAUUGACCUGCUCGAUUACCGGCACUGCGGGGGCAAGCCCAACCUCCUGACCUACCACAUGCGGUUCAACGAAACAGCCGUGCGGGAGGUCAUGCCCGAAGACAGCGUCUACGUGACCAUCAUGCGCGACCCCACCGACCUCUUUGCGUCCAUGUUCUACUACUUCAAGCUCGACGCAGUCUACGACGUCAACCUUUCCCAGUUCCUCCGCGAGCCUUUCUUCCUCGAGAUCAUCCGCAAGUCCCGACUCCACAACUCGAUGGGAUUCAACCAGAUGACCUUCGACCUGGGCUUUGAAGCAGACGAUGAACGAACUGAGCUCGCAAUUCCCACACUAAUCCAAGCCGUCGAACGCCGCUUCCACCUCGUCAUGAUUGCUGAACGCUUUGUCGAGUCCCUCGUGCUCCUCGGCAGACUCCUGUGCUGGGAUGUCGACGCGCUCGUGACGCUUCGUCACAACGUCAGGAGCGAAGGGCGUCGCCACGAACUCGACGACGACGCCGUCGCCACGCUGCGACGCAGCAACAGAGUCGACGAGGCGCUGUACCGCCACUUUUACCGCAAGUUUGACGAAAUUGUGGAGGAGUUUGGGCGGGACAAGAUGCAAAAUGAGGCAGCCAUCUUGGAGGGCCGCAUCCACUCUUGGCACUGGAAGUGCGUCGACGGGUACCGGGUGCGACGGCCCUCCGACGUGUAUGAGUACGUCGGGAGGACGCGCAACCUUUCGGCGCACGAGGGCGAGACGUGCCGAAGGUUACUGCUGCUCGAACAGGUGUUCGCCGCGGAGGCUAGAAAAAGGAUGCUGAGGCUGUGUCCACAAGAUGUCACCUUGAUGGUGGGAUGAUAUUGAAUAUUGGUGGUAUAACUAGAAUGCACGGCAAUGCUGUAUCUACAAACAGACUGCUGAUUUCUCGAGUUAUAACUGGUAGAGCCGAAAGCUAUCCAGCAUCUAUCAUUCUUGUCAGCAAUAAAAUGGACCAAUACGGAUUGAAUAGUGCCAAAGGAACAUGUCUACAAAGAUUGGGCGUUUCUGGAAAAAAAAAAGUUUACCGGUUUUGGUCCGCAUAAACAAACAGAAAGCUGGAACUUCGUCAGAAUGUGACACUAGAGCUUGUGAUGGAACGCAAAAGUUUGAGAACGUUGCCUGGAUGAGAAGGUAAUUGAGAAAGAAUUUCUUUAUCAGCUGACAUCCACCUAAGCCUAAU